Gorilla gorilla gorilla (western lowland gorilla) is the source of this 12902-nucleotide messenger RNA. RefSeq names its product ADP-ribosylhydrolase like 1 (gene ADPRHL1). The transcript has 8 exons. The coding region runs from base 3699 to 9656 and encodes 1985 amino acids. The record is from RefSeq and is a predicted model, not a curated record. Lineage: Eukaryota; Metazoa; Chordata; Mammalia; Primates; Hominidae.
CUCCGGUGUGCGGGCUGGAGGGAACACUGGCUGCUCGAGUUCUCCCAGUAAGCCUCCGAGAGCUUUGAAGGCAGUGCGGUCCUUCAGCCGAUGGUGUUACCUGAUACCGCUGCUAAAAGUGGCAAUUUAAUCUGAGUGUCCCUCAAAUUUGAUAUGCGGCAGAUCAUGUUUCUCCUGUGGUUUCUCUGAGGGUGACAGUAUUACUUUACUUUGCAGUUAUUAAGAUUCAAUUUUUAAACGUGACUUUUCACUUGUAUUUGCAAAGCGUUAACUAGGCCUAGCACCUUCUGUUUCUAAUAGAGUUAAAGCCAGUGAAGCCUCUGUCGGCCGUGCUGGUGGGAGUAGGGUGAGGGCUCACUUCUCGCUGCAGAGAUUAAGCCUUCUUGUUCUGAAUUCAUUACAAAGGGAUGUAAAAUAACCCAGUUUGAAAUGUGAACCCAUUAAUAUUGUUUGGGGAUUAGUUCUAAAUUCCAAUGAAUUAAAGUUAGAAUAUCAUCUCCCAAAAUGGUUCAGCUUGGAGAGUUGCCCAUACACAAAUGUGUUGCAAGAAAAUGACAUAAACUUGAUUGGACGAGAUUGGAGACAAAGCUUCUUAAAAUACCUUUAAGUAGCAAAUUGAUUUUAGGAUCAAGCUUUUGCAUGAAUUUCAGGGAAAUGGCAGGUGCACAGACAUGCAGUCCAGCUUUCCUACGAGGCAUUUGCUCUUCAAAACCCCGUGGGUGCUGUUUAUCACGGCAGAAUUAAAAUCUGAGGGCUGCGGCUAAGUCAAUGAAAUCUCACUUAUGCGUUCACUCCACCAUUCUGUUCAUCUGCCAUGGACGCGCCCAGUUUAGUUCUGUGCUCACAGCGGAGGAAUGCCACCGAGCCUGUGGCCGGUCCCUAAAUAACGGGAGAGCUGAAGCGCCGGCGAUAAGAUAAGGCUCCCGACUUGCUGGAGACGGGGAGGCGUCCGACUGUUCACAGCCUUGGCGUCCAGGAGCUCCUGCUUCUGGUUUUCCAGGCGGCCUCUCGUGUGCCCUUAGGACCAGCAGCCCCAUGCUUGUGCCCCGCAGCCCAGAACAGGUGCACCCCACACACAGACACCUGUGGGACAAGGCUCCGGCUUGUUUUCACCGUAGACGGCUGGAGCUCACUCUUGAGUUUGGCUUCCUCUGGGCGUCUGAUGCCGUGUGUGCGCUCACACCAGCUCUGCAUGUCCCAUUUCUGGUAGCACUUGGUGGGCGUUUUGUGAAUGGCAGCGUCCAUGGCUGUGGGUCUGGUCCUGCCAGGCCCACAGGGAGGGCAGCGGCACAGGACACUCCAAAAAUACACCGACGGAGAUCGGCCCAACAGGACACGAAAUUCACAGUUAAAAGGGUUACGGACGUUUAGGGCUCUGUUUUUUGUUUGUUUUUUGAGACGGAGUAUUUCUCCAUCGCCCAGGCUGGAGUGCAGCGGCGUGAUCUCAGCUCACUGCAACCUCCACCUCCCAGGUUCAAGCGAUUCUCCUGCCUCAGCCUCCUGAGUAGCUGGGGCUACAGGUGCCCGCCACCACGCCCGGCUGAUUUUUGUAUUUUUAGUAGAGACGGGGUUUCACCAUGUUGUCCAGGCUGGUCUCGAACUCCUGACCUGAAGUGAUCCACCCACCUCAGCUUCCCAAAGUGCUGGGAUGACAGGCGUGAGCCACCACGGGGCGCUAUUCUUAAGGAGGAAGUAAGUUUGCUCUAAGCUCUCAGGGUCCUCAGCUGUGGACUGGAAGGGAGGGUUCACUGUGCUGCUGCAGUGUCUAGUUUAUGGGUCAUGAGAAAAUACGCAUCCAAGAUCACCCCUGGAAUUGCUUACUGUGGGCGGCAAGCCACCCAGGCACCGAGGCAAGAGACAGAGGACACGAGCUGUUCCAGUAUAAUAAAAUAUAAAACAAGAAUAGUUAUACCAGAUAUAGAUCUUAGAUAUGAUUAUAUAUGAAUAUCAUUAAUCAUUAGUUUGUAGCAAUUACUUUUUAUUCCAGUAUUAUGAUAAUCCUCGCUCUAUAAUCACAGCCUAGGAAAAACCAGGCCAUGCAGAGAUAGGAGCUGAGGGGACAUAGUGAGGUGUGACCAGAAGACAAGAGUGCGAGCCUUCUGUUAUGCCCGGACAGGGCCACCAGAGGGCUCCUUGGUCUAGCGGUGACGCCAGCGUCUGGGAAGAUGCCCGUUACCAGGCGGAUCAUGGUCCAGCGGUAGCAAAAGGUGGCAAGGAACAACAUCCGCUACUUAACAGACCGGGAAAGAGGGGGGAGUCUCCCUUUCCCCGGGGGAGUUUAGAGAAGACUCUGCUCCUCCACCUCUUGUGGAGGGCCUGACAUUAGUCAGGCCUGCCUGCAGUUAUCCGGAGGCCUAACCGUCUCCCUGUGAUGCUGUGCUUCAGCGGUCACACUCCUAGUCCGCCUUCAUGUUCCAUUCUGUACACCUGGCUCUGCCUUCUAGAUAGCAGUAGUAAAUUAGUGAAAAUACUAAUAGUCCCUGAUAUGCAGAAAUAAUGGCGUAAGCUGUCUUUCUCUUUGUCUCCUCUCCCUCUCUGCCUCGGCUGCCAGGCAGGGCAGGGCUCCCUGUCCAGUGGACACGUGACCCACAUGACCUUACCUAUCAUUGGAGGUGACUCACAUUCUUUACCCUGCCCCUUCUGCCUUGUAUCCAAUAAAUAACAGCGCAGCCAGACAUUUGGGGCCACUACCGGUCUCCGUGCAUUGGUGGUAGUGGUCCCCCGGGCCCAGCUGCCUUUUCUCUUAUCUCUUGUCUUGUGUCUUUAUUUCUACACUCUCUCGUCACUGCACACAGGGAGAGACCCACCGACCCUGUGGGCUGGUCCCUAUAGCUUACCCCUCUAGAAACCAAAGCAAGCAGAUUUUUUUCAACUCACUAAAAAUCAAAGUCGAAAUUUCACUUAAGUUUAUCUUUGUUCUUUAAAUAACAAAUUGUAGCCUAUGGAAGGGGGUCUUUAAGCUGUGUUAACAAUGGUGAGGGCUGGGCACAGUGGCUCACGUCUGCAAUCCCAGCAUUGUGGGAGGCCACGGUGGGCAGAUUGCCUGAGCCCAGGAGUUCUAGAUCAGCCUAGGAAACAUAGCAAGACUCCAUCUCUACAAAACGACAAUGAUGAGUGCUGACUCCACAGCACUUCUGUACCAGGCAUUGUUCCAGCUGCUUCACGCGUGUUAUCCUCCACACGUGCUCCUCACAUCACUGUGAAGGCUGAUUUUAUCACAAUCUUACAGGAGAAAAAAUUGACAUACAGAGAGGUUCAGGCACUUGCCCAGUGCCACACAGCCCAGCGAGUGGCAGAGCUUGGAUGGGAACCACACAAUCUGGCCCCCGUGCUCGUAAGCAUCCUCCCUGACUGCUGAGAUCACCGUGGCCUGCAAGUAUCAUAACAAUUGCAGUGUGCAGGGGCUCUUUAGCAUGCUUUCCAAAAACAGGCAGACUUUUACAAAUGGAACUACGUUUGGCAGCUUUAAGUAAGCUGCACUGAAAAGUCCUUCACCCCGCGAGCCACGGGGCUGUGUGGUCUGGCAAACCCUGGCUCUGCUGCUAGAGUGAGCAUAGAUCUGAGGGUCGGGGCAGCCUGUGUGGCUCCCUCCUUCCGGGUGAGCCUCUCUGAAAAGGGCUGCCUCCUUCCGGGUGUGUCUCUCUGAACAGGGCUGCCUCCUUCCGGACUACUGGUGCCUGGAUGAUCUGUACCGGGAGAUGGUGAGGUGCUAUGUGGAAAUCGUUGAGAAGCUUCCAGAACGCCGGCCAGACCCAGCUACCAUUGAAGGCUGUGCUCAGCUAAAGCCCAAUAACUACCUUCUCGCCUGGCACACGCCGUUCAAUGAAAAAGGCUCAGGAUUUGGAGCGGCCACCAAGGCCAUGUGCAUCGGCCUGCGGUACUGGAAGCCUGAGCGGCUGGAGACCCUCAUCGAGGUCAGCGUGGAGUGCGGCCGGAUGACCCACAACCAUCCCACAGGCUUCCUGGGCUCCCUGUGCACGGCCCUGUUCGUGUCGUUCGCCGCACAAGGAAAGCCGCUGGUCCAGUGGGGGAGAGACAUGCUGCGGGCGGUGCCGCUGGCAGAGGAGUACUGCAGGAAGACCAUCCGGCACACGGCAGAAUACCAGGAGCACUGGUUUUACUUUGAAGCUAAAUGGCAAUUUUAUUUGGAGGAGAGGAAAAUCAGUAAAGACUCAGAAAAUAAAGCCAUCUUCCCCGACAAUUAUGACGCAGAAGAGAGGGAAAAGACCUACAGGAAGUGGAGCUCGGAAGGUCGAGGGGGAAGACGAGGCCACGACGCCCCCAUGAUAGCCUAUGACGCCCUCCUUGCAGCAGGAAACAGCUGGACUGAGCUGUGUCACCGGGCCAUGUUUCAUGGAGGGGAGAGCGCAGCCACGGGCACCAUUGCAGGCUGCCUGUUCGGGUUGCUGUACGGCCUGGACCUCGUUCCCAAAGGCUUGUACCAGGACCUGGAGGACAAGGAGAAGCUGGAGGACCUGGGCGCGGCUCUCUACCGCCUGUCCACAGAGGAGAACCGGAAGAGCAGCAAGACCUGCAGUGACGUCAUGUCUGUGGACGCCCAAACCCUGAAGAAGAAGAUGGGCAAGCUGGCCUGUGACCCGGCCGCCCACUCCAUCCUCAGCAGCCUGCUGCUCUACGUCACGGGCCGCGCAGACCGGCCCCCGGGGACAGAGGCCGGGGGGAGCAGGCCCAGCCACCAGCCCCAGACCCAGGAGGCCACCCAGCGGCCCACGCGCUUCCAGCUCCUGCAGGCCAAGUUCCUGGGCACUGGCCGGGAGCGCUACCUCAAGAGGACCAGGGAGGUGGGCCGGCUGAUCUCUAAGGACAAGCAGGGGCCGGGUGGGGGCCUCGUGGGUGCCACCAUCAACAAGCUCCUGGAGAAGACCAAGGAGCCGGCCCCAAAGCCCUGCCUCAGCGAGAAGCCCCGCUGGGGCCACCCGGCUGGGAAGAGCACCGUGAAAAACAUCCUGAAGAUAUUCUUGGCCGCCGAGGAGAAGGAGGCGAAGGAGAAAGAAGCACGCGAGAAGCCCCCUGCGGAGCGGCCCAAAGCCGCCAGGGGCCUCUUGCCGAAGAUCAUGGGCAAGAGCUCGGUGCUGUCCAAGCUGCGGGAGAAGUUCGAGCAGAACAGCUGCCUGUGCUCCGAGGCCAGUGCGCUGAGGCUGCACACACAGGAGCGGAAGAAGAGGAACCUGCAGAGGAGGAGGAUGCACCGGCCGGAGGUGCGCGUGCUGCACACGGCCACCAUGGCCAGCACCUGCGUCAAGAUGCCCCCUGCCCGCUUUCUGGCCUGCACGGCUGAGCCCCUGCCGGCCCUCAGCAUCGCCACGGUCGUCUGUGGCCCCAGGAGCUGGCUGUCCCACUGCACCAAAAUCAGCCACUCGGAGGCAAGGCGUCCACCCAGAGGAGAAGCCAGCAUGCCCCCUAGUGCCAGGGAGACGGGGCCCAGUGGGAACAAAGCAGUGGGAAAGGGGCCCCUGGAGGAGGAGCCCCAAAGACAGCCAAGGCCCUCGAAGCCCGUGACACCCCAGGUGAUGGCUUGGAGGGACGGCCACGCUAUCCCCUCGCUGGCCUCCUCUUGUGCUCCCUGCACAGGUGGAGUCCUUCCUGGCCUUGUGCCUGCAUCAUCCCCACUGGGACCGGCCAGCCCUUGGGGCACCGGAUCAGCCGGAGGUGAUGGGACGGCAGACCCCACCGCAGAGAGCACCGCAGGAGGCGUCCAGGAGGUGAGGGGAGCCAGGCUCACGUGGUCUUCUGGGCCCCUAGGCAAGAGUGCAGGGGAGGGCCCUGAAAUCACCAUGACUGUUUGCAGCUCAGAGGAUGAAAGGGAAGGAGCAGGCUUCCCAGACCCAGGGAGAGACCCCCUCUUUGCCACCCAGAAGUAUUUCCCAGAACAGAAGGUGCCGGAGCACAUCCCACCCCUGAACGCUCCAUUGGUCCAGGCUGCUCGGAGAACACAGCCUGCCACGGAGCCUCCACGGAUAACUGUCCAAAUUCCAGUUGUCCAUGAAAUGCCAGCCCCUCCCACCAGGCUGCAAAAUACGUCAAGUGGUGAAAACAAACCUUGUAUUUUUGGAGGAGAGAAUGUGGUUGAAAAUGCCCACACAGAAUUUCCCACCGUGACUGAGAACAGAAGGGGUCACCGAGCCCCAGUGGAACUGAGCAAGCUUUCAGGGAUGCAGGCGGUACUCGGCGCCUCUUCGCUGCAGGGGCCACUGGCAGCUCCGCGUCUGGCAGCAGCAAGAGGGGCUGUGGGCGCCAACCACAGUGUCCCAGAGACACUUCUGACACAGAGACUCCAGACAGAUCCUGCUGGCGGGAAGGAAAACAAAGGCAGCUUUGAGAAUUCACAUGGUCCCAGGAAUCCUGACGAUAUUUCAGGAGAGAGGACCUCUGAGCUCAGAGAUGUGAAGCAUCCGUUGCCGGAAUCUAAUGAAAUAUCAAUGCAGAACAAGGGCUCCGCAACAAAUGAUCCUGCAGCCUCACAAAACCUUCUGAGGGGAAACACCAGCCAUGCCUCCAGCAGCCAGCAAGUGCCGUCCCCGACUGGGAGAAACCCAACAGGAGCCCCCACGUCACUGGCGGCAUCAUCCAAGGGGCGUACGGGGCCUGAGGGUGUCACCCCGAUGGGCACGACUGUGCCCGGUGCGCUGGAGGAAUGCAGAAGGCCGCCGCUAAUAGAGUCUUCUCAGCCCCUGAAGGCUGCCGAGGAAAUCACCAGCCGUGAUGUUCGCGAGAACCCACUGUCCUCAUUAAAUGAACCACCCAAACCAGGUAUGAAAGCCUGUGGGGCGAUGGCAGCUGCAGGGAGCGUUGCGAGCCGCGCCACGCCUGCACCAGCGCCAGGCAGCACCCAGAGCCCUGGAGACCGCACAGCGGGAGAGCCAGAGACGCUGGGCCAGCGGGGAAGCAGAGCCUUGUCCGAAAGCCACCCCAGAGGAGAGGCUCUCCCUCGAGACCCUCACAGCCACGGCCUCCUGGCCCCUGGGGGAUCCUUGGAGCCCAAGAGUGGAGCAGCAGGGAGGAGCCUGCUGAGAGGCGUGGCCCUCGCCCGGCACCCAGAGGCGGCCCGAUUACACAUUUCAAACACAUCGGCAGCCAGCAGACAUACGGCAGCUGUAGGAGGCAGAAAGGAUGUGGCUGUGGAAGGAAAUCUUUUGGGUUUCAGCACAGAGUCUGGAAUUCCUGCUUCUGAUCAUCCUAGGCCACAGGCAAGGAGCGCGGCAGAGUCCCCCAGCUAUGGCCCUGGCCUCCCGCCGUCGCCUCCUGAGAACCCACAGGCAAAGGGCAGGGAGGGCGUCAGGUUUCCCCGUGGGGCGGAGCCUGACCAUCUGCUUCCUGCAGUGCCUCCCGCGGAGGUGGACAUGGGGUGGGUAGGUGGCACCCACCAGCGGGGCCCUCCCCAUCUACAGGCACACCUGCCCUCUACUGCUGGUGACACACAGGCAAAGCUCCGGGCCAGUGUCCCCGAGCCUAGGACACAGGCAGGUGAAUCCCAGGAGCGUCCCCUGACACAGGUGGACCUGGGGAGGCAACAGAGUCACCAGGCACAGGAGGAGACCCCCCAGCCCGGGGAUGUGGGGAAGAGGGUGGCGCCGUCGGGCCCGAAGGUUGUGCUGAACCCAGCAAAAGAGCCUCAGACAUGGUGGGCACAGGAUCUGGCUGGGGACAAAGGGACGGCCAUUGGGGUUGGGGGCGCCUGCCAGCGCAGUGACCAAGGUCAGCAGCAUCUGCAGGGACCCUGGGAGGAGCGGGGGCGGAGCACGGCGUGGGGAGAGGGCACCAGGGCUGCCAGGAACCCAGCUGUGCCUCCAGGGGACCCCAAGGGGCCGGGAAGCCCGGCAGCCCAAGGACAGGCCCAGGGACAGGUUCAGGAAUGGGCCCGGGGACAGGUUCAGGGACACGCUCAAGAACAGGCCCAGUGGCAGACCCAGAUAGAGGCCCAGGGGCAGGCACAGGAACCGGCUCAGGGUGGGACCCAGGGACAGGUUCAGGGACAGGCCCAGAAAUGGGCUCAAGGGCAGAUUCAGGGACAGGCCCAGAAACAGGUUCAAGGACAGGUUCAGAAAUGGGCCCAGGAAGAGGCUCAGGGACAGGCCCAGUGGCAGACCCAGAUAAAGACCCAGAAAUGGGCUCAGGAACAGACCCAGAAAGGGGCUCAGGAACGGGUUCAGGGUCAGGCCCAGAAAGGGGCUCAGGAAUGGGCCCAGGAACAGGCUCAAGAGCAGACCCAGAUAGAGGCUCAGGGUCAGGCCCAGAAGGGGGCUCAGGAACGGGCUCAGGAACAGGCUCGGGAACAGGCCCAGAAAGGGGCUCAGGAACGGGCUCGGGAACAGGCCCAGAAAGGGGCUCAGGAACGGGCUCGGGAACAGGCCCAGAAAGGGGCUCAGGAACGGGCUCGGGAACAGGCCCAGAAAGGGGCUCAGGAAUGGGCUCGGGAACAGGAUUGGAAGCAGACCCAGAUAGAGGCUCAGAGGCAGACCCAGAAAGGGGCUCAGGAACGGGCUCGGGAACAGGGUCGGGAGCGGACCCAGAUAGAGGCUCAGGGUCAGGCCCAGAAAGGGGCUCAGGAACGAGCUCGGGAACAGGCCCAGAAAGGGGCUCAGGAACGGGCCCGGGAUCAGGGCUGGGAGCAGACCCAGAUAGAGGCUCAGAGGCAGACCCAGAAAGGGGCUCAGGAACGGGCUCGGGAACAGGCCCAGAAAGGGGCUCAGGAAUGGGCUCGGGAACAGGAUUGGAAGCAGACCCAGAUAGAGGCUCAGAGGCAGACCCAGAAAGGGGCUCAGGAACGGGCUCGGGAACAGGGUCGGGAGCAGACCCACAUAGAGGCUCAGGGUCAGGCCCAGAAAGGGGCUCAGGAACGAGCUCGGGAACAGGCCCAGAAAGGGGCUCAGGAACGGGCCUGGGAUCAGGGCUGGGAGCAGACCCAGAUAGAGGCUCAGAGGCAGACCCAGAAAGGGGCUCAGGAACGGGCUCGGGAACAGGCCCAGAAAGGGGCUCAGGAACGGGCUCGGGAACAGGGUCGGGAGCAGACCCACAUACAGGCUCAGGGUCGGGCCCAGAAAGGGGCUCAGGAACGGGCUCGGGAUCAGGGCUGGGAGCAGACCCAGAUAGAGACUCAGAGGCAGACCCAGAAAGGGGCUCAGGAACGGGCUUGGGAACAGGGUCGGGAACAGGCCUUGACAAGUGGGAUGGUGCCUCGGGCCUGGGAGCAGCCCAUUAGUGGCAUAGCUGAGGGAGUGGAUGCUGCUGACAGGAGUCGGGGGUCCAGAAGCCCAGCCCCCAGGGAUGGUGGACGGUCGGGGGGCAGUGGCCUGGGGGAGCCCAGGGCCGGGCACCCACCCCCAGGAAGCCGCCCCCUCAGGGGCAAGAGCAUUGCCACCUCUCCCCUGGGGCUGGGAAAGAGCCCAACUGAGCCCACGCCUGAGGCUGGGGGCUGCGGGACUCCCCAGGCCCCGGUCCAGGAGGGGCCCCCAGACCACCCUGGGGCUGAGAGGGCCCCGCAGGACAGGAUGGAGGCAUCGGAGCCCGAGCAUCACGGGAGGUCCAGGUACCUGGCCAAGUACAAAGCCCAGAGCUUCCGUGACCAGAGGGCCUUCGAUUUGUCCUUCAGACCAAUGAGCGUCAGGGCCAGCGACACGUCUGAGCUCCCAAAGUGAGGCCCCGAGUCCGCACCAUGGCUCGCCCAGCACUGUGACAUCCGCCCAUUGAGGGACUUCAGGCAUUUUCCCGCCUCCAAAUGCGUCUUGGAGCAUCCCCUACAGAGACUCCUGUUUCCAUAAUUUUCUUUCCCUUCUUCACAAGCUGACCUUGGGAGGAUUGAGCUACAUGUGGGUCGGGUUCCUGUCACCCCACAGAGCCACAAGGCCGUGGGGGUGGGAGGUGCGGGCCUGUGGCCUCACCAGGCCCUCAGGAUUCUUUGUGUCUUCACUCGGGGGCGCCGGCUCACCCCUCUCUCACACAGCCUGCAGCGUGGAGCUCACACCUCCUGCAGUGGCACGGUGUGUGCGUCUCCUUCGAUCUGCAGGAUGCUGGCACUUUGGGACGCCUCCCCAGCUCUCACAGGGCCACCUCCCACUGCUCCCUGCCCACACCCCGCCAUGCCCUGCUCUGACGUGGCCGCAUGGCACCCACCAUCCAUGGGCCCAAAGUGACACACACCGCCCCACCCCCAUGACUCGAAAGAAAGGGCAGAGCUUCCUCCAGCCUCAGACGCCCAGGUGGGUGCUGGGUGCUGUGUGGCUGCUGGGCCAUGUGGUGGUCACCAGAGGGUGUGGGAACGCUGGGAUCCCAGGCCGAAACCAGCUCAUCCGGAGGAAGAGGCCUCAGGAAAUGCCCACAUUAAGUUCUGAGAAAGGGACAGUGCAGAGCCGUGGGAAGCCAGGAUCCCAAGGAAGCUUCGUCUGGAAACUGGGUGCUGGGAGAAUGAACGGGAGCCCGCCCGCCCUUUCCUGCAGUCCCUGCGGGUGGCGCCACUGGUGCCGGUGACCUGAGAGCCUCGCUGUCUGUCCUCCGUCCUCUCGAACAGCAUGGAAGUGUUUCCUGCCCUGGCCCGAGACGGCCCACGACUCCGGCCUUGUUCAGGUACUGAGGUAAUGCAUGUUCAGGCUGGAAUAUUUGAAUGCUGUCUAGAGGCACAAGAAGGAAAUCAAAGCCACCUGUGGUCACAUUGCCUCGAGAUGGUUUUUGUUGCUACUCUGGACUAUUUUUUAGGCUCUUCCUCCAUGCACCUAUUUUAAAGCACAUUCUUCCCCAUGAUGGAGCCAUGCACCUCUGUGUCGCGAUCCAUCGUCCCAGGCCACUCGGUGGCCUCUGAAACCCUGACCCGUGAGGCCACACGGCUGCCUGAGUGGCCCCGGAGCAGCUGGAUUUUCAGCGUGAACCGAUGCAGCCUGUCGCCCUGCGGCCCCGCACCCUUGUUUUUGGUGGUGCCCUCCCUGUGGAAAGUUAAUUCCUGCUUUUUGAAGGUGUCUUGGCAUCUUCUGCCUUUGCUACUGAGCAGUUUCCUGAAACAGCCCUACGCGUUCGCAAAGGCGCUUUGGUGCCUGCUGCGAGCACCUCUGUUUUCUGACUCGGAUGUUCCUUUAGAGGAAGGUAUUUUCCAGUGUCGGCUCUGAGAGGGCGUUUAGCAGGCGCGUCCUACCCACGGCGGGGCUGGGGUCUCUCCUACCAGGGAAGGUCCGUCCCGGCAGACACCAGUGGCUUUGGCUCUGCAGCGCCAAGGAGGCGGCGUGACGUCAUGCUCCGGGGAGCGUACAGGUUUCCUUCCAGUCGAACAAUUAACUUCAGAUCCAGCAGGUUUGACCCACCCUCACCUGCUAGGACAUGCGAGUGCUGGUGUCUGGAAGGAGGGCCGGGUUGUGCUGAGCUCUGGGGGGCCGGUCCCCACAGCUCCCCCCACAGAGCCCCCGGGGCCUCCUCUAUAAAUCAGGGGUCCGUGCUCCCAGCCCACUUCGAGGGGUUUCUGCUUGGCGUGUGGGUUCUAAGUGCGAGCUGCUGUGUGUGGAGGCUCCUGAGCACUGGGUGCCCCUCGCGCGUGUGGGUCCCGGGGCAGCCCAGCUGCACACAGGAUGGUCCGGGGGUGCGGGUGAGGGCAGAGCUGAGCAUGGCGUGUACUUGGCCACAGAAGCCUUGCUGUGGUGCCGCUGGACCCCUGCUAGGAGGACAGGGUCCCCUCUCUCACGAAGCACGCGGACCUCCAGAGUCCCUGCCCCUGCAGUCCUGGGAGCCUGCAGCUGGGGCUGGAGUUGGCCUCUCGGAGCCACCCAAACGGAGAGGCCCAUGAGAGAGGAGCUCAGGGGUCCAGCAGAGGCUGACAGAGUGGCCUCUUAGUCCUGUUGGCGGCCCCUGCUCAUGCCUGGGACGUCCUCCCUGGAGCUGGGGGAGCUCAGGGACCCCCAGGUCUGUGUGGCUGCCCCUGCCACUCCAGGCACAGCGGCACGGCCCUCACUCUUUACCUAUUUGGAAUUUGAGGCAAUGAGUGGCAAGAACAUGAUGACAGACACGGGAGGUAAAAAUAUGUUCACUGGCUGUUCCCUUUAGAAAUAAGAAGUGGUGGGACUUGCGCUGCUAUUUUUAAAUAGACCAGAGAGUACACUGGAGAAGGCAUUGAGUGGUUUUAUUUUAAGUGGUGGAAAAAAUGAUGAGAAUCUCCCCCAGAUGACAGCUCUGGAAGUGUCGUGCCUGAGCCCCCUCACAGUCUGGCGGGCGCAGAGUCUGUGAGCGGCCAGGAGGCCACCUGCUCGACUGGCCCGUCCUCUCCGUGUGCCAGACGCAGCCCAGCAUGACACUGCCCUCAGCUCAAAAACAGCACAGCUACUCUGUGUGCAGGAAAAAACUGCCAGUGACUUCACGAGGAUUUGAGAACGGUCCGUACGUUCACACUAAGCUGAGACAGCGCAGGUUAGAAGAUAGCGCGGGGAAGUAUUCACACUUCAGAUACAACCAUCACUGCCACAUGGCUAAGGCCCACACCCUCCCGGGGUGAAAUAACUAUAGCAGAAGAAUGGUGUGCUAACCACCCCCACGGGCAUUUUAAAUAAAACCCAAAGUUGUUUUUUUUUAAAAAAAAAAAAAGAAAGAAAGAAAGAAAGAAAGGAAGUGGCCAGGCGCGGUGGCUCACGCCUGUAAUCCCAGCACUUUGGGAGGCCGAGGCGGGCGGAUCACGAGGUCAGGAGAUCAAGACCAUCCUGGCUAACACAGUGAAACCCCAUCUCUACUAAAAAUACAAAAAUUAGCCGGGCGUGGUGGCGGGCGCCUGUAGUCCCAGCUACUCGGGAGCCUGAGACAGGAGAAUGGCGUGAACCCGGGAGGUGGAGCUUGCAGUGAGCCGAGAUUGCGCCACUGCACUCCAGCCUGGGUGACAGAGCGAGACUCUGUCAAAAAAAAAAGAAAAGAAAAGAAAA